This is a messenger RNA of Populus trichocarpa (black cottonwood), 2539 nucleotides long. RefSeq names its product probable polygalacturonase. The transcript is spliced from 5 exons. Gene Ontology annotation, molecular function: polygalacturonase activity. The coding region runs from base 347 to 1843 and encodes 498 amino acids. The record is from RefSeq and is a predicted model, not a curated record. Gene Ontology annotation, biological process: carbohydrate metabolic process. NCBI's taxonomy places the organism in Eukaryota, Viridiplantae, Streptophyta, Magnoliopsida, Malpighiales, Salicaceae.
UGCUGUUUCUACUUCUAGUAGUCUUAAAACACGCCACCACCUCUUCUUCCUGCGCGCGCGCGCACAUAGAUUUCCUCCUCCUCGUUCUCAGUCCCACAUUCCGUGUUUCAUUCGUUGUACAGCUGCCGCCUCUCCAGCACACGGUGUAAGAACACUGGGAUUCUUUCUUUAUUUGCCAAAAAUAAAUUUCUUUGUUUUUUUUUUGAUAUUCUUAGAAACACACUCUUAUUUGCCAAAUAUACAUUUUUCUUUUCAAGAAAUCAACCAAGAAAAGAAAUAAUAAUUCCUUGAAACCUUUGAUUUUUUCUUUUCUUUUAUGGGGGUUUGAAUGCAAUAAUUUGCAUGCAUGUUAAAGAAGAUGGAUUUUGAUGAGAAACAAAGUUUUGGUUUUGGUGGUAAUGCAAUGAUAGCUAAGGUUUCAAGAUUUUCUUGGUCACCAUUUCUUUUCUUGAUCACACUUAUAGCUCUUUUAUCUUUUCAAAUCACAACCAAGACCAUCUACCCUAUGAAGAUUGCAUUUAGUUCUACGUCGAAGACCGGUGUUUCAGCCGAUACAAGAACCAGCUGUGUGGGGUUCUUUGGAGAGUUGCCGGAGAGAAAAGCUGUGAUGUCGAUAAGAGAAUUCGGUGGGGUUGGUGACGGGAAAACGUCUAAUACCGAAACGUUUCGGAAAGCGAUACGGUACUUGCAACGUUUCGGGGAGAGUGGUGGUGCCCAGUUGAAUGUGCCGAAGGGAAGAUGGGUGACAGGGAGUUUUAAUUUGACAAGUAAUUUCACUUUGUUUCUUGAAGAAGGUGCUGUUAUUUUGGGUUCUCAGGACCCGAAGGAAUGGCCUAUUAUAGAACCAUUGCCUUCUUAUGGAAGAGGGAGGGAGAGAUUAGGGGGAAGACAUAUUAGCCUUGUUCAUGGAGAUGGCCUCACAAAUGUUGUCAUCACAGGAAACAAUGGGACAAUUGAUGGACAAGGGAAGAUGUGGUGGGAAUUAUGGUGGAACAGAACAUUGGAGCACACAAGAGGUCACCUUGUAGAACUAAUGAACUCUAACAAUAUUCUCAUCGCCAACCUCACGUUUUGCAACGCUCCAUUUUGGACCAUUCAUCCAGUUUACUGCAGCAAUGUUGUUGUUAAAGACAUGACAAUCUUGGCUCCUCUCAAAGCCCCAAAUACUGAUGGUAUAGACCCUGACUCAAGCACAAAUGUGUGUAUUGAGGAUUGUUACAUUGAGAGUGGGGAUGAUCUUGUAGCAGUGAAGAGUGGCUGGGACCAGUACGGUAUUAAAAUGGCUCGUCCAAGCUCAAACAUUGUAGUUAGGAGAGUAUCUGGCACCACCCCUACUUGCUCUGGGGUUGGAAUAGGUAGUGAGAUGUCUGGAGGGAUUUUUAACAUAACUAUUGAAGAUUUGCAUGUCUGGGAUUCUGCUGCUGGUGUGAGAAUAAAAACUGACAAUGGCAGAGGAGGAUAUAUAGCAAAUAUCACAAUAAGUAAUGUAACAAUGGAGAGAGUUAAGGUUCCGAUAAGGUUCAGUAGAGGCUCAAAUGACCAUCCUGAUGAAGGAUGGGAUCCUAAGGCAGUUCCAGUUGUGAAGGGCAUUUCUAUCCGUAAUGUGAUCAGUUUCAAUUCAACAAAAGCCCCUGUAUUGGAGGGAGUUGAGGACGCACCAUUUGGUGGGAUAUGCAUGAAGAAUGUUAGCUUGCUUGGAGUGGUAUCAUCUUUGUCAUGGCAUUGUGAAUUUGUCUCAGGUUUUGCAGAUGAGGUAUUUCCAACACCAUGCCCGCAGCUGCAGAGUAAUAUCUCUUCAUCUUGGUGCUCAUACUCUUGGGCUUCUUCGGUCAAUCUCAAUUGAAGUUUAGGGAUUCACUGGUUGUUUUCAGAGGCCAGUUUGCGUUGAGCAAAUUAUGAUUGAAAAACAAUAUUAUGGAAGUGGUUGGGUUGAUCACUAGAGGAACCACAUUAAGGGUCUGAACUGAGCAUUUCGUAAGUUAUAUUUGCUUAAGCGUGGUAUGAAGCUGCUGCAUGGAUGAGCUCUCAGAUUAUACUCUCGGUACCAAACACCAAUUUUGGCAAAUUUGUGGUUGCCUUUUUCAGUUUUGACUUGCCUUGGUGAUUUUCUGACCUUGGAUUUCACUAAUUCUGUCAUUGGUCACUGAUUUCUGUGUAUGGAUUAUUGAAUAUAACAGAAUGCACACCUGGGGAUUCAACUAAGCCCCAACCACAGAGAGAACAAAGGAUCGAUUACUUAUACCAAAAGAAUACAGGAAAAUUUAAUAGAAGGUACAUUUUCCAGCAUUCCUGGAUCGAUUACUUGUGCUAUAGGAAUGCUUGGAAAUUCUUUGUAGGAAUUUAAUAGAUGCUGCAUUCAAGGUUAGCUCCAUUUAUUUUUUACACCAUAAUUUCUUGUCCAAACAAGAUAUGGAGUCACCUCUCCAACUCAACUCUUGGUUUCUGUUCUUGUAAUGAAAGAGAUCUUAUUAACUUGUGUAGUCCUUGUUUUGUUUAAUGUUAUUUACUGACCACCCUGGCAAACCAGGUUCUCUUUUAA